This is a messenger RNA of Prunus armeniaca (apricot), 594 nucleotides long. Lineage: Eukaryota; Viridiplantae; Streptophyta; Magnoliopsida; Rosales; Rosaceae. The record is from the annotation of a GenBank genome assembly.
AUGCAUCCAGACAGAGUUGCUCUGGUUUCAACAUUACCUCCUUCUCUCACUCCGGGUGCCACUCAUUUCGCCGCGAUCCACAAGGUUUUUGGGGCAAGCAACGUGUCGAAGUUGCUUGCUCAACUUCCGGUGAGCGAUCGAUGCAGAGCUGCACUCACAAUUUCAUAUGAAGCUCAAGCCAGGGUUCAAGACCCUAUUUAUGGCUGUGUUUCCCAUAUUUUUGCUCUCCAACAGCAGGUUAUUAGUUUACAAGCACAACUAGCUUCUGUCAAGGAACAAGCAGCUAAAGGCUUUUCCAAUGCGAACCCAAUUGAGAAGUACGAUACUAAUGUGCAGAGUUGGCCUCAGUCGGAAAGUUCAAACAUAUUGAUGCCACAAAGUAUGAACCUCAACAACAUUAAUGAUUCAAUGCUGCCAUUUUACUCCGAAAACAAGAAUUCGAAUUCUUUUGAGGGUGACCGAAAUUUCAUGAUUCCGGAAGUACUAAAUAACAUGUACGGCAGCUAUGGAGAUGGAGAGGCUUCUAAUUCAAUGUCCUCACUAGAUAUGCAGAUGAGCAAUAUGCAGUGGGGUUUCGAUCAAGAUCAGGAUUGA